CCUGCAUGCUUAUAGUUCAUAUUUUAUCCUGAACAAUAGAUACUUGUUGCUGAAGUUGGAUAUGCUACGAGUGUAAGAUAGUGAACAGACAAUGAAUUUAAAAUCUAACGCUAAGAAGAGUUAGCGACAUCUAGACGAGUUGCGACAACUAAUUGAUAUAUUUCUAUGAUCGCGUUCAUAUUCUGAGAAGUACAUGAACAAGUAUAUGAAGAAGAAAUAUAUGAAGAAGAAAGCUCUACUAUUUCAAUCUUUAUUUAUAAAUAUUAUUCGUCAUUAUAUAUAUUUUGUUAUUUAUUUUUUAAUUUUACAUUAUAGUAGGGAAAUUAUUAGGCAAAAUUUAAAAAAUCUUUUCUCCGCGGUAGUAAUCUUUUAUAAACUUUAUGAAACUGUUCAUAAAUUUUCACUACUCGAACUUAGUUACAUGUAAACUUGCAGUCUUUUAAAAAUGGCGUCAUCCAUGAUGGCUGCCGCCACUGUUCGAGCUGUCAAGGGAAGAAAAAUUCUUUCUACGCGAGCUGCACUUACAUUAACACCUAAUGCUGUUAAAAAGAUUAAAGAAAUUUUGGAUAAUAAAUCAGAAUAUAUUGGUCUCAAAGUCAGUGUAAAGCAACGAGGCUGCAAUGGAUUAAGUUAUACAUUAGAUUAUGCGAAAGAAAAAAGCCAGCUAGAUGAAGAAGUAGUACAAGAUGGAGUUCGUAUAAUAAUAGAUAAGAAAGCUCAAUUAUCGCUUCUUGGAACAGAAAUGGAUUAUAUUGAAAACAAAUUAAGUUCUGAAUUUGUGUUUAAUAAUCCAAAUAUCAAAGGGACGUGUGGGUGUGGAGAAAGUUUCUCAGUUUAGUCGAUUAAUGUUUUUCGAUAGUCACAUUUUAAAUUGUAUAUUUCAUUGUAAUAUGAAACAUAUGAAGUAAUCUAAUUGAAUAGAUUUAAUUAUGCUUAUAUUUGUAGAAAUCAAAAUUAUUAGAGCAGACACUCACACAUAUACUUAUCUUAAAAUUAUAAAAAUGUGAAUUUGUUUUAUUGUUGUAUUUGACGAAGGAAAUUUCCAGUUUGAGUUGUGAAGUGAUCUGCAUUAUUCUAUGUUCAAAUAAACCUAAUAUUAUUUA
Vespula vulgaris is the source of this 1103-nucleotide messenger RNA. RefSeq names its product iron-sulfur cluster assembly 1 homolog, mitochondrial (gene MagR). The coding region runs from base 446 to 838 and encodes 130 amino acids. Gene Ontology annotation, molecular function: 2 iron, 2 sulfur cluster binding. NCBI's taxonomy places the organism in Eukaryota, Metazoa, Arthropoda, Insecta, Hymenoptera, Vespidae. The transcript has 3 exons. Gene Ontology annotation, cellular component: cytoplasm; mitochondrion. Gene Ontology annotation, biological process: iron-sulfur cluster assembly. The record is from RefSeq and is a predicted model, not a curated record.